AUGUCACCCAAACACCUUUUCGCAGCUUUCGACGUCACGAAACAAGUAUUCUAUACAACACCUUUAUCCAUUGGAAUAGUGAAUCUCAAACCGUUAUUACCAGGUCAUGUAUUGAUAUUACCUCGAAGGGUAGUUCCUCGACUAGCAGAUCUUUAUUCAUCUGAAAUAUCCGAUUUAUUCUUGACUGUACAGAGAAUCGGAAAAGGUUUAGAAGAGUUAUAUAAUGCUCAAGCUUUGACUGUUUCACUUCAGGACGGUAAAUCUGCCGGACAAUCAGUACCUCACGUACACGUUCAUAUCCUACCUCGCCAUUCAACAGAUUUCGAAGGAGAGAACGAUCGCAUAUACCCCUUGUUAGAGCAAAAUGAAUCUACAUUAAGAGACGAUCUGACUCAAUCUGAAAUACCAAUAAUAAUAAAACCCAAUGGCAACGAAGACUCGAGGAAGGGAGUCGCUGAUAAGUGGGAAACACCUAAAGAUGAAGAUAGGAAACCUAGAUCAAUGGAAGAGAUGGUCAUUGAGGCAAAGCGAUUUGAAGAAUAUUUCAAGAAGAUAGAGUGA
This is a messenger RNA of Kwoniella shivajii, 561 nucleotides long. RefSeq lists its product as uncharacterized. Lineage: Eukaryota; Fungi; Basidiomycota; Tremellomycetes; Tremellales; Cryptococcaceae. Gene Ontology annotation, molecular function: catalytic activity. The record is from RefSeq and is a predicted model, not a curated record. The transcript is spliced from 4 exons. The coding region runs from base 1 to 561 and encodes 186 amino acids.